UUUCCUGAUAUUCUUGCAGGCUGCACCUGUGAACAUAAUUGUUGGUUCUCAUGUGUGGGUUGAAGAUCCUGUGCUGGCAUGGGUUGAUGGAGAAGUCUUCCGCAUUAACGGCGAAGAAGUCCAUAUCAACAGAACAGAUGGAAAAAUGGUUGUUGCCAAUAUUUCCAAAGUGUUUCCUAAAGAUACAGAAGCUCCUCCUGGAGGUGUAGAUGAUAUGACAAAGCUUUCAUAUUUGCAUGAACCGGGAGUUCUGCAUAACUUGGCUAUGAGAUAUGAACUUAACGAAAUCUAUACAUACACUGGAAAUAUCCUCAUUGCAGUAAACCCCUUCCAACGAUUACCUCAUCUAUAUGAUACUCACAUGAUGGAACAAUACAAAGGGGCCGCAUUUGGAGAGCUAAGCCCUCAUGUUUUUGCAGUUGCAGAUGCCUCAUACAGGGCAAUGAUAAAUGAAGGGAAGAGCAACUCGAUAUUGGUUAGUGGAGAAAGUGGUGCUGGAAAAACUGAGACAACAAAGAUGCUCAUGCGAUAUCUUGCUUAUCUCGGUGGGCGAUCAGGUGUAGAAGGGCGGACAGUUGAACAACAAGUGUUGGAAUCUAAUCCAGUGCUUGAAACAUUUGGGAAUGCAAAAACUGUCAGGAACAAUAAUUCAAGUCGUUUUGGAAAAUUUGUUGAGAUCCAAUUUGACAAGAGUGGGAGGAUAUCUGGGGCUGCUGUCCGAACCUAUUUACUUGAAAGAUCUCGUGUUUGCCAAAUUUCAGACCCUGAAAGAAACUAUCACUGCUUCUACCUUCUCUGUGCAGCACCGCCUGAGGAAAGAGAGAAGUAUAAGCUCGGAAGCCCUAGUUCAUUCCAUUACUUGAACCAAUCAAAUUGCUAUGCCUUGGAUGGUGUAAAUGAUGCUGAGGAAUAUCUUGCGACCAGAAGGGCAAUGGAUAUAGUAGGAAUCAGUGAGGAAGAACAGGAAGCAAUUUUCAGGGUAGUAGCUGCAAUUCUGCACCUUGGAAAUAUUGAAUUUGCAAAAGGGGAGGAGAUAGAUUCUUCUGUUAUCAAGGAUGAUAAAUCCAGGUUCCACCUAAAUACGACAGCUGAGCUGCUCAGAUGCGAUGCGAAGAGUUUGGAAAAUGCCUUGAUUAAGCGUGUCAUGGUAACACCUGAGGAGAUCAUCACAAGGACACUAGAUCCUGUCGGUGCUCUUGGCAGCAGGGAUGCAUUAGCCAAAACCAUGUACUCCCGUCUUUUUGAUUGGCUUGUUGAUAAAAUUAACAACUCCAUUGGCCAAGACCCAAAUUCAAAAACAUUGAUUGGUGUUCUUGAUAUUUAUGGUUUUGAAAGUUUCAAGCUCAACAGCUUUGAGCAGUUCUGCAUCAAUUUUACAAACGAGAAAUUGCAGCAGCAUUUCAAUCAGCAUGUCUUUAAAAUGGAGCAGGAAGAAUAUACGAAGGAAGAAAUUAAUUGGAGCUAUAUAGAGUUUGUUGAUAACCAAGAUGUGUUAGACCUGAUCGAAAAGAAACCUGGAGGAAUCAUUGCCCUUUUAGAUGAAGCCUGCAUGUUUCCCAAGUCGACACAUGAGACAUUUGCCCAGAAGCUGUACCAAACCUUUAAGAACAAUAAACGCUUCAUCAAACCUAAGCUUUCUCGUACAAGUUUCACUCUAUCUCAUUAUGCUGGAGAGGUCACAUAUCUGGCUGAUUUGUUCCUUGACAAAAACAAAGAUUAUGUCGUGGCCGAACAUCAAGAUCUAUUGACAGCCUCCACAUGUUCCUUUGUGGCUGGGCUUUUUCCUCCAUCUCCUGAGGAAUCAUCGAAGUCAUCCAAAUUUUCAUCUAUUGGGUCGCGGUUUAAGUUGCAACUUCAAUCUUUAAUGGAGACCUUAAGUUCAACAGAACCUCACUAUAUCAGAUGCGUCAAGCCAAACAAUGUCCUCAAACCUGCUAUUUUUGAGAAUUUGAACAUCAUCCAACAGCUCCGAUGUGGUGGUGUCCUCGAGGCUAUCAGGAUUAGCUGUGCUGGAUAUCCAACUAGACGAACAUUUUAUGAGUUUCUUCUACGCUUUGGUGUGCUUGCUCCAGAGGUUUUGGAUGGAAACUGUGAUGACAAAGUUGCAUGCCAGAAAAUUUUGGACAAAAUGGGACUGAAAGGUUACCAGAUGGGGAAGACAAAAGUUUUCCUACGGGCUGGUCAGAUGGCUGAGCUGGAUGCUAGAAGAGCAGAAGUGCUUGGCAAUGCAGCUAAGAUAAUUCAGAGGCAAACCCGUACUUAUAUUGCUCGGAGGGAGUUCAUUGCCAUGCGCAAGGCUGCUAUUAAGUUGCAAACUCGUUGGAGAGGUAAAUUGGCACGCAUACUAUUUGAGCAAAUGCGACGUGAAGCAGCUGCUGUAAACAUUCAGAAGAAUUUCCGCAGAUACGUUUCCAGGACAUCAUACUUGUCUACAAAGUCCUCUGCAGUCACACUGCAGACAGGGUUAAGGGCCAUGGUCUCUCACAAGGAAUUCAGAUUCAGAAAGCAGACUAAGGCUGCAAUCUGCAUUCAGGCCCACUUCCGCUGCCACAGAGAAUAUUCAUAUUACCAACAUCUUCAGAAGGCUGCGCUUAUUACUCAGUGUGGUUGGAGGCGUAGAGUUGCUCGCAGAGAGCUUAGAAAACUGAAAAUGGCUGCAAGGGAGACAGGGGCCCUUAAAGAAGCUAAGGACAAAUUAGAGAAGCGUGUCGAAGAACUUUCUUGGCGUUUGCAGUUCGAGAAGAGAUUGAGGACUGAUUUGGAAGAGGAGAAGGCACAGGAAGCUGCUAAGUUCCAGGAUGCUUUGCUUGCAUUGCAGAAGCAAUUGGAGGAAGCAAAUGCAAACAUAGUUAAAGAAAGAGAAGCAGCUCGAAAAGCUAUCGAAGAAGCACCCCCAGUCAUAAAGGAGACUCCAGUAAUGGUGGAAGACACGGAGAAGAUUAACAUGCUAACGGCAGAAGUUGAGAGCUUGAAGGCUCAGCUGGAAAAAGAGAGACAAACCAUGGAAGAUGAAAGGAAAGCUCGAGCAGAUGCUGAAGUCAGGAAUUCAGAGCUUGCUAAAAAGUUGGAGGAUUCAGAUCGAAAGUUAGAUCAGCUACAGGAUUCAGUGCAGAGGCUAGAAGAAAAACUAUCAAAUACAGAAUCAGAAAAUCAAGUGCUCCGGCAGCAAGCAUUGACUAUGUCACCCACAGGGAAACCCAUAUCAGGACGACCUAAGGCCGUUUUUCUUCAGUCGCCGAAGACACCAGAGAAUGGAAAUGUCAUAAAUGGAGAAACAAAGGUUGCACCAGAUACUAUUUUGGCUACGCCAAUUCCCCGCGAACCUGAGUCGGAAGAAAAACCACAGAAAUCACUCAAUGAAAAGCAGCAGGAGAAUCAAGAACUGUUGAUAAAAUGUGUAUCCCAAAACUUGGGCUUCUCUGGGGGCAAACCAGUUGCUGCCUCUGUCAUAUACAAGUCCCUGCUUCAUUGGAGGUCAUUUGAAGUUGAAAGGACAAGUAUUUUUGACCGGAUCAUCCAAACCAUUGCUGUGGCAAUAGAAGUUCCUGAUAAUAAUGAAGUACUGGCCUAUUGGUUAUCUAAUGCAUCUACUUUGUUGUCGCUACUCCAACACACACUCAAAGCGACAGGAGCAGCUAGCCUGACUCCUCAACGGCGGAGAACUUCAUCUGCAUCUCUUUUUGGAAGAAUGUCACAAGGUCUACGGGCAUCUCCCCAAAGUCCGGGGCUUUCAUUCCUCAACAACCGUGGCUUCCGCAGACUAGAUGACUUGAGGCAAGUCGAGGCCAAGUAUCCAGCACUGUUGUUUAAGCAGCAGCUUACUGCUUUCCUUGAAAAAAUGUACGGCAUGAUUAGAGACAACCUAAAGAAGGAGAUCUCUCCAUUGCUUGGAUUAUGCAUUCAGGUUCCAAGGACAUCACGGGCUAGUUUGGUGAAAGGACGGUCCCAGGCUAAUGCUGUUGCCCAGCAAGCUUUAAUUGCUCACUGGCAAAGCAUUGUAAAGAGGCUGAACAACUAUCUGACGAUAAUGAAAACGAACUUUGUACCUCCAUUCCUGGUACGUAAAGUGUUCACCCAAAUAUUUUCAUUCAUAAACGUUCAGCUGUUUAAUAGUCUUCUCUUGCGACGAGAAUGCUGCUCAUUUAGCAACGGGGAGUAUGUGAAAUCUGGUUUGUCUGAACUUGAACAGUGGUGUGUCGAAACGACUGAAGAAUAUGUAGGCUCUGCUUGGGAUGAGUUGAAGCAUAUCAGGCAGGCUGUCGGAUUCCUGGUCUUGCACCAGAAACCCAAAAAGACCUUGAAUGAAAUCACAAAGGAACUUUGCCCAACGCUCAGCAUACAACAGUUGUAUAGAAUCAGCACAAUGUACUGGGACGACAAGUAUGGAACCCACAGUGUUUCUUCAGAAGUUAUUUCAACCAUGAAAGUCAUGAUGACAGAAGACUCAAACAAUGCUGUUAGCAGUUCUUUCCUCUUGGAUGAUGAUUCGAGCAUACCAUUUUCUGUGGACGACAUAUCCAAGUCGAUGCAACAAGUAGAUAUAACCGACAUCGAUCCUCCUCUGUUGGUUCGUGAGAACUCUGGGUUCAGCUUCUUGCUGCCACGUUCGGAAUAAUGAUGCUCAAGAUGGGAGUCCAUACGAGCUGUAAAAUUCCUGCCUCAUUCGUAAUCCUUGGGACUCACGACUCUUGUCAUGUCCAAUUGCACAUAAGUUUUUAGAUCCUUGUACCGGGGCUAUUUAUUUUGGUUAAUCGCCCCGGUAGUAUUGCUUUCAAAUUUGUUUUUUUCACCCCUCGAGUUUCUUCAACAAGAGGGCAUUCUUUUGAGAUGCCAUUAUCACUAUUGGUGUGGUAUGGAGCAUCUAUUGUAAGAUUUGGGCAAAGGUGCCCAUUUCUGCGAGGCUCAUGACGAGCUUUCUUUUUCUUUUAUAAUUAAUUUGUUUGUUUUUUCUUGGGGGAAAGGGCUGCCUAGGAAUAGUUCUUAGUUUUUGGGAUCAAAGUAGGGGUUGGUCGAUUGAUUUUUUUGUAUAUGACAAGCACAAGCAGUUGAUGAGAUCAUAUAACCUUUUAUCGAAAGUUUUCGGGGGUUUUGUGAUUGUAAUUC
Messenger RNA from Punica granatum (pomegranate), 5103 nucleotides. NCBI's taxonomy places the organism in Eukaryota, Viridiplantae, Streptophyta, Magnoliopsida, Myrtales, Lythraceae. The record is from RefSeq and is a predicted model, not a curated record.